UGUGCUUGCAGUUAGUGAGUCAUUAUGCUGCUGCAUCUGUGUAGUGUUAAGAAUUUGUACCAGAAUAGGUUUCUGGGUUUGGCAGCCAUGGCAUCACCUUCCAGAAACUCUCAGACCCGGCGUCGAUGUAAAGAUACUCUCAGGUACAGCUACAACCCUGAGCAGUUCCAUAACAUGGACUUGAGGAAUGGUCUGAGUGAGAUUACCAUCCCGAGGGCGAACAGUGAUACAAACCUGGUGAAUUCAGACAGCCGGUCAACACUGACUGUCAGCAGCUCCCGCUACAAUGUCGGCCAGUCACACGACCUCAUCAUUUGCUGGGAUAUCAAGGAGGAGGUAGAUGCAGGAGACUGGAUUGGAAUGUAUCUUGUAGAUGAGGUACUGUCUGAAAAUUUCCUGGACUACAAAAACCGUGGAGUUAAUGGAUCACACAGAGGACGGAUCAUUUGGAAAAUCGAGCCAGGUUCCUAUUUUGUGGAGUCUGAAACAAAAAUCUGCUUUAAGUAUUACCAUGGAGCGAGUGGAGCACUUCGAGCAACUACCCCAAGCGUCAGUGUAAGAAACCCUGCUGCUCCUGUUUUGAAAACUAUUUCCAGUGAAGAAGCUGCUCAAAGUCAAGGCACCCGGAGGUUGAUCAGUUUUACACUGUCAGAUUUUCAUGCUGUUGGGCUGAAGAAGGGGAUGUUCUUCAAUCCGGAUCCAUAUCUGAAGAUUUCUAUCCAGCCAGGGAAACACAGCAUCUUCCCAGUCUUACCUCACCAUGGGCAGCAGAAACGGUCCGGCAUUGCCUACAACACCAUCAACCCUGUUUGGCAGAGAGAGCAGCACAGCUUUGUUUCUCUCCCUACGGAUGUGCUUGAAAUUGAGGUGAAGGACAAGUUUGCAAAGAGUCGACCCAUUAUUAAGCGUUUUUUAGGAAAGCUUUCAACGCCAGUGCAGAGAUUAUUGGAAAGGCAUGCGAUAGGGGACAGAGUGGUGAGCUAUACCCUGGGCCGACGGCUCCCGACAGACCAUGUCAGUGGACAGCUGCAGUUCCGAUUUGAGAUCACAUCUUCAAUCCAUCAAGAUGAUGAAGAUGUCUCGACUAAUAAUGAAUUGGAAUCCGUUGAAUAUCAGGAAAAUCAGACGGCUGAUGUGACGGAGCAGACCUGCUGUGACCCCCAGAGUCUUCACGCAUCAGAGCCCCCAACAACAGAGAUCGAGCUGAACGGGAGUAACAUGAAUGGCGUUGAUGUGAGGAGCCCGGACAGUGAUGUAAAUACAGUGACUGUGAGUAUCCCAGCUGCAGCCUCACCACCCGCUGAACUGAACCAAACCAUUCCUACUGAGAAUGGAGUCAAUGAGCCCGAAGAGGAGUGUCCUGUAGCAACAGCUUCACUGGAUCUUGAGGAAUCUGCACCCAAUGAAGCUGAGCCAUCCCUUUCUGAUGAAUCACCUCCUCAACCAGAUGUCCCUUUCAAUCUCAGUUCAGAGACUGAAGGAGUACAGGACAACAUUUUUGUUGAAGAAGAUGUGGGAUCUCAUCAAUUGGUUGCUGAUGAUGAAGGUAUUGUUGAGAAUUUUGCUGAACUUGCCUGCGGAGCGGAAGGCAUUGAACCUGGUGCUGAAAGCAGUGGAGAUUCACCUCAGCACGAAAACAACACAUUAAGAUUGAGGACGGCAGUGAAGAGGAAAACAAGGCCGUGCUCACUGCCAGUGUCGGAGCUGGAGUCUGUGAUUGCCUCAGCUUGUGGUUCAGGUGAGCCAGAAACCCCUCGGACCCACUAUAUUACACUGCACCGUCUGCUCCACAGCUUGCCUUCUGCUCAGCUAGAUGAUGACGCACAGGAGGAGCAAGGUAAAGAAUUUCCUCACGAGCCAUUGGAAAAAGAAACAGAAGAAGAGAAUAACACUAGUGAAAGAGACACGGCAGAUCUGCCAUCUGAUGAUGUCUCGAUGGACCCCAGCAGUGGAGGUCGGAGGAUGCUGCCGCGCAGUGCCUCAGUUGAACAUCUUUCUGAGUUAAAUCAGAUAUUACAAAAUGAUCAACAAAGAAAUCAAAGUGAGAGCGACGCAAGUUCCAGGCCACAGGUAAAUAACGAAUGGGAUGUCUGUGAUGCAUCAUGUUACAGAACUUCCUGUUAUAGCACUUCUUGUUAUAGUACGUCUUGCUACAGCACCUCUUGUCAAAGCACUUCCUGUUAUGACAGUACAACCUGCUACUCCUCAAACCACACCAGGUUCUCUUCAAUUGACAGUGCCAGACUGUCUGAAAGUAUAGUCUUCUCUUCACAAGAAGAAGAAGAUGAAAACAGUGCGUUUGAGUCAGCGCCAGACUCAACACACAGCCCUGAACUCAAUGACAGAGAGCAAGCGGACAGCACCAUCCAGUGGCCAGAAGAAUCUACAACUGAAGAAACAUCUCCAGAGACAGCAAUGGGAACUGAAGAGGCUUCUGCAGGGCAAAGGAGCAGGAUAGAAGGUGAUAAUCAUUUGCCAUGUUGUGCACCGUCAAUAUCUCAGCUGCCAACUUUGAGACAAGACACUAACCGCUACCCAACGAUCGAUGAGCCUCUACCGCCUAAUCUCAGCCACACCGACGAUGCAGACAUGAACUGUACGUUAAGCAGCACAGCUAUGACCGACCAGAUUGAGGUUGCUGAGAGCGCUCGCAGUGCAGAUUGGGAAGCACGGAUCGAUAGCCACGGGAGAGUCUUUUACGUGGAUCACGUAAACCGGACAACGACUUGGCAACGACCCACAACGGCUGCCACGCUUGACGGUCUGCGGCGGUCAAGCUCCAUCCAACAAAUGGAACAACUUAACCGACGGUAUCAGAACAUCCAGCGGACAAUUGCAACAAACAGGUCAGAAGAUGAGGCGAGUGCAACAGAUGCUAUUCAGCCGAAUCCAGAACUGCGGCGAGAUGGCUCCAUGUCCCCAGUGAAUUCGCAGAAAAUCAACAUGUUAUUGCAGUCUCCCACUGUUAAGUUUAUCACAAACCCAGAGUUCUUCACUGUGCUCCACUCAAACAAUAGUGCCUAUCGAAUGUUUACCAAUAGUACUUGCUUGAAACAUAUGACACUCAAGAUCCGUAGGGAUGCUCGGAACUUUGAACGGUAUCAGCACAACAGGGACUUGGUGAAUUUCAUGAACAUGUUUGCAGAUACGCAAUUGGAGCUGCCUCGAGGUUGGGAGAUAAAGACAGAUCCUCAGGGCAAGUCCUUUUUUGUGGAUCACAACAGUCGAGCCACAACAUUUAUUGAUCCUAGGCUUCCACUUCAGAACGGUCGUCUGCCAAACCACCUAACACACAGGCAACACCUCCAGCGGCUACGCAGUUACAGUGCAGGGGAGGCUUCUGAUGUCUCACGUGUGCGGGGAUCCUCAAUGCUGGCUCGGCCCUCGAACACACUGGUGGCCGCCAUUCGAAGCCAGUACCAACAUGAUGUAGUGCCAGUGGCGUACAAUGACAAGAUCGUAGCCUUCUUGCGGCAGCCGAACAUAUUUGAAAUGCUUCAAGAGCGACAGACUAGCCUAGGCAGGAAUCACACGCUCAGGGAGAAGAUCCAUUAUAUUCGUACAGAAGGAACUCUUGGUCUGGAAAAGUUGUCCUGUGAUGCAGACUUAGUUAUUUUGUUGAGCCUCUUUGAAGAUGAGAUUAUGUCCCACGUUCCACCGCCUGCUUCAUUUCACCCUGGCUACAGCUACUCUCCCCGCUGUUCGCCCGGCUCCUCACCUCAGAACUCCCCAGGUAUGCAGCGUGCCAGUGCGAGGGCUCCCGCACCGUACCGGAGAGACUUCGAAGCAAAACUGAGAAACUUCUACAGGAAACUUGAGGCCAAAGGGUAUGGGCAAGGUCCAGGAAAAAUCAAGUUAAUUAUACGCCGGGACCACUUGCUGGAAGGCACCUUCAACCAGGUGAUGGCCUAUUCACGCAAAGAUCUGCAGCGGAACAAGCUGUAUGUCACAUUUGUAGGAGAAGAAGGCCUGGAUUACAGUGGACCAUCGAGGGAAUUUUUCUUCCUCUUGUCCCAGGAACUCUUCAAUCCCUACUAUGGCCUGUUUGAGUACUCAGCCAACGACACAUAUACUGUGCAGAUCAGCCCGAUGUCAGCAUUUGUAGAAAAUCAUCUGGAAUGGUUUAGGUUCAGUGGCCGCAUCCUGGGUCUUGCUCUGAUUCACCAAUACCUGCUGGAUGCCUUCUUCACCAGACCUUUCUAUAAGGCACUGCUGAGACUGCCAUGUGACCUGAGUGACCUGGAGUACCUGGAUGAGGAGUUUCACCAAAGUUUACAGUGGAUGAAGGACAAUGACAUCACUGAUAUCCUUGACCUCACUUUUACAGUCAACGAGGAGGUGUUUGGGCAGGUCACAGAACGAGAGCUCAAGACAGGCGGUGCCAAUAUUCAAGUAACGGAGAAAAAUAAAAAGGAAUAUAUUGAACGCAUGGUGAAGUGGCGGGUUGAAAGAGGUGUCGUGCAGCAAACUGAAGCCUUGGUUAGAGGGUUCUAUGAGGUGGUGGAUUCAAGACUUGUGUCAGUGUUUGAUGCCAGAGAGCUGGAAUUGGUAAUCGCAGGCACAGCAGAGAUUGACCUGAAUGAUUGGCGCAACAAUACUGAGUACCGCAGUGGAUACCACGAUGGCCACAUUGUAAUAAGGUGGUUCUGGGCAGCGGUAGAACACUUCAACAAUGAGCAAAGGCUACGGCUUUUACAGUUUGUGACGGGAACCUCCAGCAUACCUUAUGAAGGCUUUGCUGCCCUGAGAGGGAGCAAUGGACUGAGGCGAUUCUGCAUUGAGAAAUGGGGCAAAGUGACAUCUUUGCCGAGGGCACAUACUUGUUUCAAUCGCUUGGAUCUCCCGCCAUAUCCGUCGUAUUCUAUGCUAUAUGAAAAGCUGCUCACGGCAGUGGAAGAAACCAGCACUUUUGGACUCGAGUGAAAGAGACACUCACUUCUCAUUAGGACUUGUAUUAAAGCAGUGAACAAGAGGCAUCCCUGAUCUUUACUAGAUGAGAAGCACAAAGUGUGCAUGUGCAAAGAGGAUGCCUGAUUAACAAAUAUUAUGGACAGUGUUUCCUGAUCUCUGAACUGACUGAGAAAGGAAGAAAAUUAAUUGAUGUUGAACCGUUGUAACUAUUUCCUGCUUGUUUUGUUUUUUUUAAGUUUGUAAAUAAACAUUCCCCCCUCCCCCCUCCCAAAUGAAUGGAUUAUAGACAAUCUCAUGCAAUUAAAGCCUUUUUUUUCUUGGCAGGGCCACUUAUUGUUAAAGGCAACUAAUGUAACCUCAUUAGCACAUCUUCACAAAUAAUGUGUGAGAGCCAUGAAUUGUAUUCAAAUUCAGCUGCAAAUUCACAGAGAAUCUACCGUGAAUUGGUGGAAUAUUUUAUUGAAUUUCACUGUCGGACAAGUACACAUUAAUUGGCUGUUCUGGCUGUUUUUGAAAGUCACAUGAUACUCAGGCUGCACUUCCUGUACAAUCAUACUGCUGUAUAAGAAUGUCAAUAAAACUAAUUUGUUAUGCCACAAUA
Messenger RNA from Callorhinchus milii (elephant shark), 5512 nucleotides. RefSeq names its product E3 ubiquitin-protein ligase HECW1. The transcript is spliced from 30 exons. Gene Ontology annotation, biological process: regulation of dendrite morphogenesis. The coding region runs from base 25 to 4923 and encodes 1632 amino acids. The record is from RefSeq and is a predicted model, not a curated record. Gene Ontology annotation, molecular function: protein binding; ubiquitin-protein transferase activity. Lineage: Eukaryota; Metazoa; Chordata; Chondrichthyes; Chimaeriformes; Callorhinchidae.